Molecule: messenger RNA, 1116 nt
Organism: Babjeviella inositovora NRRL Y-12698
Lineage: Eukaryota; Fungi; Ascomycota; Pichiomycetes; Serinales
Exons: 2
Coding region: 1-1116 (371 amino acids)
Cellular component (GO): cytosol
Molecular function (GO): NAD binding; glyoxylate reductase (NADPH) activity; hydroxypyruvate reductase [NAD(P)H] activity
Source: RefSeq, a predicted model, not a curated record
AUGUCCGUUAAAGAUAAGGUUUUAUUUAUCGGUGACUUGAACAAAGACCUCCAGGAGUACAAGGAUUUCAAGGCCAAGUACGAAUGCAUUGACUACGCCAUCACCGAGUUAUCUAAGGAACAGGUGUUCCAGGAUUUCCGGGAAAAGUUCCAGGAUGUCAAGGCUAUCUACGGCGCGUGGCUCGGUUUCAUCACAAUAGGUGGUUUUAAGGGUGAAGUCGCUGAAAAGUGCAUUACCCCCAGCUUGAAGGUGGUAUCUCUCUGUUCUGUUGGCCACAACGACUACGACGGCGACAAGUUGGCCUCCAAGAAUGUCAUCUUGACAAAUGUCCCUGCCCUGUAUACCGGUGCUGCCGAUAAGGUUGCUGAUUGCGUAUUGUAUCACACGCUCGAGUCUUUCCGCCACUUUCUGGUUUUUUCUCAGUCUUUGAACAGUGUCAAGCACGUGAACGGCUCCAGAGCCAUUCUUAACAGUGAUGAGUUCAACUCUGAGACGGGUAGCGUGAUUAAAUCUGAGUUUAAGGGCUACUGUUUCGGCCAGCAAUUCGGUGGCAGGGCCGUCAAGUCCCCAAGAGGACACCAUGCUGUGAUUGUGGGUUUCGGUAACAUCGGGCAAGCCAUCGCCGAUAGACUUAGCUCUAUCGGGAUGAAGAUCUCCUAUGUCAAGAGGGAAACGUUGUCCGAGGCUGAAUUGGCCCGAUUCAACUACCCGAUUGAACACAUUUCCUUUGAAGAAGGGUUAAAAGUUGCUGAUCUCCUUGUCUUUGUUGUUCCAGGCAGCCCUGAAACCACUCACAUGUUGAACGAAAAGACGCUAGCGCUCACUAAACCGGGUAUCAAGAUCAUUAAUGCCGGCCGUGGGACUGCCUGGGACGAAAAGGCCGUGAUCAAGUACUUGCAGAACGGUCACAUCUCCCACGUUGGUAUGGAUGUCUACGAACAUGAACCAAUGGAACCGGUUGUUCAAGAGGAGUUGACCACGAGAUAUGACGUAUGUAUUACCCCGCAUAUCGGUUCGUCCACCAUUGAAACUAUCGAGACUGCGGCGUUGCAGUGCAUGGAUAACAUCAAGAAUGUGGUUUUGUAUGGGGGCAAAGGUUAUACCACUGUGAACUAA